AUGGACAAGCUAUUCAACGCGGGCAAGGAGUUCCUCGAGAGCCAGAACCAGCGUCAGGACCAGCGAGGGGACAACGAUGAGGAAUUUCGCAACGCCCACGACGAAGCCUCCAGGCUCGCUGGCUCGUCCGGCAACAGCGCCAUGUUCUCGCAGAUCAUGGGCGCCAUCGGCCAAAAAAAGGGCCAGAUCGCCAACGAAGAUCUCGACGAGGAGGACGCCAUCAGCAAGUACAAGCAUGCUUACCAGAACGACGGGCGCGGCGACGAGACCACGCUCGGCGUCGCCGCCGCCAUGCAGGCCCUUAAAAAGUUCAACCAGGGGGAGGGUAGCGGCAGUAGCGGCGCCAGCCAGAGCCAAGGCUCCUUCGUGGCCAUCGCCAUGUCCGAGGCCAGCAAGCUCUUCGACAGCAAGGCCGCCGACGGCAAGAUCGCCGACGGCGCGAGCAAGGAGUCCACCGUCCAAAAGGCCGGCGAGAUGGCCAUGAAGAUGUAUUUCAAGUCACAGGGCCAGCAGCAGGGAGGCUUGAUGGGUCUCGCUUCCAAAUUCAUGUAA
Messenger RNA from Drechmeria coniospora, 552 nucleotides. Its product is annotated as beta-flanking protein. Bases 1 to 552 code for a protein of 183 amino acids. The transcript has 3 exons. Lineage: Eukaryota; Fungi; Ascomycota; Sordariomycetes; Hypocreales; Ophiocordycipitaceae. The record is from RefSeq and is a predicted model, not a curated record.